Molecule: messenger RNA, 549 nt
Organism: Dictyostelium purpureum
Lineage: Eukaryota; Evosea; Eumycetozoa; Dictyosteliales; Dictyosteliaceae
Exons: 2
Biological process (GO): proton motive force-driven ATP synthesis
Molecular function (GO): proton-transporting ATP synthase activity, rotational mechanism
Source: RefSeq, a predicted model, not a curated record
AAAGAUGAUGCUAAGGUUCACUAUGUUUCACCACCGUUUAAGGGUGUUUCAGUUUUCUGCACUGAAUAUCCAGACCAAUUUUUAGUUAGUGGUCGUGAUUUUGGUAAACAAGAUUACUCAUUCCCAGAAGUUUUACUCUAUUUAAAUGAAAUCGUUAAAAAAGUUCCAAACUUUGACAGUGCUUCAGUUGUUUACAAUAAAUUCAAAAACGCUCUUUCAUACAAUGUCGAUCAUGCCUUUAUUCCAGGUUUCAAUCUCCUCGAAGCCAACCGUGAUAAAUUCUACGAAUAUAGCACCAGUGAAGAUCGUGCUGCCACCAUGAAAGAUCUUUCAGAAUUCUAUUUAGCCACCGCCUUCUGGACUGGUCUCUACCAAAACAGAGCUUCAGAAAUGGCUGCUCGUAUGGUUUCUAUGGAUAAUGCCUCAAAGAAUGGUGAAUCAAUUUCACAAGCCCUCGGUCUCCAAUACAACAGAGCUCGUCAAGCUAUGAUUACCUCUGAAUUAAUUGAAAUUACUUCUGGUGCUGCUGCCAUUGAAAACUCUGAUUAA